This is a messenger RNA of Penicillium manginii, 2049 nucleotides long. Its product is annotated as putative PHD finger domain protein. Bases 1 to 2049 code for a protein of 682 amino acids. Gene Ontology annotation, cellular component: Rpd3L complex; Rpd3L-Expanded complex; nucleus. Lineage: Eukaryota; Fungi; Ascomycota; Eurotiomycetes; Eurotiales; Aspergillaceae. The transcript has 2 exons. The record is from RefSeq and is a predicted model, not a curated record. Gene Ontology annotation, biological process: regulation of DNA-templated transcription.
AUGCCCAUGACCGACGAGACAGACCACAGUGGCGGGGUUAUCUUAGAUGGACCUUUUGAUCCAGAUGCCCAAGCCACUGUCACUGAUUACAUUGACUAUACCGAAUACCUUCCCGCCGACAUCAUCCGUUCCCUCACCCUCAUCCGCGGCUUGGAUGAUCGCUACCUCGAAUCGGCGCAAUCCGUACACGACCUGAGCAAGAGCUACGGCCACCUCCCUGAUGUCGCGUCUGACGAGCGUCCAAGCGCCAUUGAAAUGCGCAAGGCUAUUUCUUUACAACUGGACCGUGCCAUCAAUGCUCGCGAAUCUUCCUAUGCUGAAUCUUGCCGUCUUUACGAUGUCGUUGAUCGCCACUUCGACCGCUUAAGCUGCAUCCGUCAGAAGCUAGAUGCGCUCCCUAGACCUCCCUCUGAAGAACCGACUCCUCCUCCUCCUCCGGAGCCUACACCUAAACGUUCCCGCAAGAAGGAAAACACGUCUACUACACGAAUAACCCUCCGAUUAGACAACCGCAAGCGCAGUAGCAAUCAGAAGUCAAGAUCGCGUCGCCCAGGACUUACAGCCGAACAUUUGGCCAACUUCAAUCCGGAUUCCCCCAUCGAUAGUACCGAACAUUCUGAUGCUGAAGCUGAAGCUGAAGCUGAACCGCAACCUCCACGCAAGCCCGCCAAGCCUCCGAAGAAGGAGAGGGAGAAGGCACGACGACCUAGUUCCGGCAAUGGAUUUUCUAAUAGUAAUGCUCUUUCACUUCUCAAGCCACCCCCAGCAGAUGCCAAGGUUGGCAGCGAGGAUUUGCCAUGGCUGCGCCUGACGGAAUGGGAGAUGACCAAGUUGAGGAAGAAGAUGAAGAAGAAUGCCGUGUGGCAACCCAGCGAGGUGAUGAUUCAUCGCGAGCUUGCCCUUUCGGGUCGAGGAUGGGAAGCCUAUCGUGUGGCUAAGACUGCCGCAAUGGAGUCAGGAUCUGAAUUCAUCGACUGCGAUAACCUGGAGGAAACUCGCCAUGAUGAGAUGGUGAAGGACGCCGAGGAGACAAAGCUCAGCAACCGUGGUAUGAAGCUGAACGAAGCCAAGAAAUUGAAGCGCGAGUUAAUGGCACGAGAGGCCGAGGCCUUGCUCAAUGGAGAGACACCAGUUAAACCUGUUCCUAUUCCCGCCCAACCAACCCCAGCAAGUCGGUCCUCGCGGAAGAGAAAACGAGAGGAGAUUGCAGCUGAGGAGGUCAUUGAAGACCGAAAGGAAGAAGUCGCCAUAGAUCCUACGCCCGUGCCCUUGCCGGUGAAGGUGCCAUCAAAGUCUAGCUCGUCACGCCGCCGAUCCAGUCGGGGAGCCGCUACCGGUGGAUCGACAGAUGGAACUAGUGCUCCCAUCGCCCCGGUUUUGACCCGAGAAUCCCCCGCGGUUGAAGAAAAGGCAUCUCCACCUCCUCCACCAUCUCCAACUGGCUCGCGACGAUCAAUACGGUCGAUCGUACAGCCUGCUGGUACCCCAACUCCUCCCGUCACACGACCCUCGUCGAGACGAUCAGCCGCCGCUUCAAUCGAACUAGGAGCUCUGGGAGGAAUAUCUGCUAGUGCUACAGUCGGUGGGCGAGAUUUUCGCAUUAAGAGUGCCACCCCCGCCCGAAAAACACCCGUUCGAGAACCGUCCCAUGCACCAAGUGUUCCUGCCCCCGUCCGACGGCGCAAGCGUCCGGCACCUGGCCCUGUUUCCACCGGUCAAGAUGGCGGUGCAGCUGUUAGUUACGGUCGUCGCAAGGCCAAGCCAGGCAAGAAACGUAUCAGUACUGGGAAAUCCCAAGAAACUCGUGUCGAUGAAGAUGGUGUUCUAGAAGAAAUAGACUCCAAUGAGCCACGUUAUUGUCUAUGCGGCGAUGUCAGCUUUGGUACUAUGAUCUGUUGCGAAAACCAAGAUUGCGAUCGCGAAUGGUUCCAUCUCGACUGUGUCGGCCUUUCGGAGGUCCCCUCCCGUACCGCGAAGUGGUACUGUCCCGAGUGCCGGGUGAGAUUUCAUAAGGGUCCGGAUGGCAUCGUCAAAGGCGGAAGACGAUGA